UGACAAGUGACAACCAUCGCGGGCUUUACUUCGUAGUCUGUGUACGGGCAAACAAUUGCGUGUUUGGAUUGGAAAGAAGAUUUUACCGAUUUUAUUUCUAGGAAAAUCGCGGGACCAGACAAAUUUAUCAAACACAUUCAAAAGUUUGAAAAUUUUACUUAAACAAACUUUGUUGUGCGCAUUGUGGCUGACUGGCUGUUCAGAUUUAUGAUCCUUUCGAUGUGGUUUGAUUCAAAAAUCAUUUACUGAUUUUUAUUUGCUUUUUUUUAGUAGAGAAAAGUUAGUAUAAUGGCACAAGCAUCUUGCAAUCAAGAAGAAUUAGACAACGGAACAUGUAGUUUGAGUGACAAGGAACCAGCACCUAGAGUACAACAUUGUACUUUGAUUCCUAAUAAAAAUGAAUCAGAAAAUCAAAUGAAAGUUCUUUCGAAUCGAAAGGAAAUCAAACUUAUAAAUAAGUCACACUUAAAAAUUUGUUCUAAUCCAGAUUGUGAAAGUAAAGAUAAUCUUAGGUUUGCGCCAUAUUUUGUCUGUGCUUACUUUGGUCUUUUAGUUGAAAAAUUUAAUGUGAGAAGGGUUUGCCAGAGAUGUUACAGGGAUGCAGAAAACCAUCAAAGUGUUUUAGUGAAAAUGCUGGGUGAUCAUAAAAGUAUUGUUUUGGGACCUAAGAAACCAAAAAAUCAAAUGGUUACAAUUGAUGACGAAGAAUGUUCUGAGGAUUCUACAGAAAGUCCUGAAGAAGUGGAAAUAGAAGGAGAUAUUGACAACUUUGUGAAAUACCUAGUAGAGAAGUACAGAUUUGAAGAACAAGUUGAUGCCUCAUUAAAUCAUUUAGAGAAAAGGUGGAUAAAUAAUAAAGAUAAAAUGGCAGAACUAGACAUAUCCCAUUCUAAGUUAGAGAAGAAUUUGGAUUCUUUACGCAAAGAACUGUACAAGUCCCAUGAGCCAAAAAUCUGUCUUGUUGAUUCAAUCGAUGUUGAUACACAUGGGAAUGUUACAAAGCAUAACAGUACUUCCAGCACAGUGGAAGCAAUACAACCAUUGAUGCCAACUUGCAAACAAACUGCCCUUCCUCCAAAUGGAAUGUUUAUUCAUACCCAAAUCAAAGCAAAUCAGGCUAUUUAUGCUAUGAGAUCUUCUCUUUUGGCACCCUGGGGUAAAGGACGUGUGAUAAGGAUAAAAGAAAAUACGGAAAUGAUGUAUGUUAUUCGGUUCGAUACGGGGGGUAAACCUCGAACAUUCCCUUUAAAAUAUUUAGCGUACGCCGAGUCAAGUCCUGUUCAGUUAACCGUGGGAGCUCGUGUAAUCGCACAAUACGUUGAAGACAAAGAUGGUAAACUAAAACCAUCGUCUUAUUAUGCGGGCGUAAUUGCUGAAGCACCGAAAACUCUCAAUCAAUAUCGAUACCUUGUGUUUUUUGACGAUGGGUAUGCGCAGUAUUGUACACAUGAACAGGUUACAAUGGUAUGCCAAAGCUCACGAGAUGUUUGGCAAGAUAUACACAUGAACUCCCGCUCUUUCGUGUUAAAUUACCUCAAACAGUACCCCGAACGAGCCAUGGUAAAAUUGCAACGAGGUCAAACGGUUAAAACUGAAUUGAAUGGAAACUGGUUUCAAGGGCGAGUAGAGACUGUUGACGCAUCCUUAGCUAACAUUUAUUUCCCGUCCGAAAAUCGUUUUGAGUGGAUAUACAGAGGAUCGACUCGCCUCCAUCCCCUUUUCGAUCUGUUAGCAAAUGCGGAAGCAAGAAAAAAUCAAGGAGCAACGAGACCUACACAUAAUAUGGCUCUUGUUCAUAAGAAAAAGAAUGCUCCUUAUGUUGAAUAUACUCGUGGGGAUGUUGAUCGUUCUCCUCCACCGAGUAUAGCUCCAUUAUCGUUGUCUUCUGCACCAUCUCCGUCAACAGAGUGUGUAGUUCGAGCUGUUGCCCGUAAGAGCACUUCAAAAGUCCUUAAACCGAAUUCCGUUUCAUCCGUGACGCCUCUGCUUGUCGAUGAAUUAACCGUUAAUGCCGAACACAAAGGACGAUUUAAGUUCCGACUAAACGAAUCAUAUAAAAAUGUUGCUUUUGAGCCCCACCAGUGUAAUAGUAAGUGUAUCGAGGAAUUUCCUUAUGCGGAUGGAGACAACAAAAAUCUCAAUCCACUUUCUAUUCCAAUGUUAUGUGGCUGGUCUCGAGAAGUGGCUAAACAAAGACAUGGAGAACGCCUUAGUAUUAUAUACCGAGCCCCUUGCGGUCGCCGAAUGAGGAAUAUGGAUGAAGUUCAUCGUUAUAUCCGUUUAACAGGAAGUCAACUUGGCGUUGAUCUUUUCUGCUUUGACAAUUUUGUUCAUUGUUUUACUGAGUUUGAGCCAGAAGUCGUCUACAGUAAAAUUAACGAUAUCACGUAUGGCAAGGAAAAUGUUCGAGUAUCUUGUGUUAAUUCAAUUGAUCGCAGCAAUCCUGAAUACGUUGAAUACAGCACUGAGCGCAUCCCUCGAGAGGGUGUGAAUCUGAAUUUAGAUCCGAAUUUUCUUGUUUGUUGUGACUGUACGGACGAUUGUCAGGAUAAAGAAAAAUGUCAGUGUUGGCAACUAACGAUUAAGGCUACUGCGCUGGGCCCUAGUGGAAAAAUUGAUCCAACUGCUGGAUAUAAUUAUCGUAGGCUCAUGCAGAAUGUUGUCACUGGUGUCUACGAAUGUAAUUCUCGAUGUUCGUGCCGUAAAACUUGCAUUAAUAGAGUUGCACAGAGACCUUUGCAUUUGCGUUUGCAAUUGUUUCGAACCGAGAGACGUGGUUGGGGCAUUCGUUGUUUGGAUGACAUACCCAAAGGUCAAUUCAUAUGCGUAUAUGCAGGACAACUUCUAACUGAACAAGAAGCCAACGAGGAUGGAAAGCAAUUUGGCGAUGAAUAUCUGGCGGAGUUGGACCUUAUUGAAAGCAUUGAACAAGCCAAAGAUGGCUACGAAAGUGACGUUGACAUUGAUAUUGAUCAUCAAAGUGAUAUUUCUCAAUCGUCCGGCAGUGAUUUUUCAUAUUUAUCAGACGAUUCAGGGGAGUUUUCAGAUAUUUCAGAAUCAAAAAGUUUGGUGCCAGGACAAGGACAUGAGAACAAAAAUGACAGUUCUGAGAAAUUAUCCGCGCACACAUUAUCUUCUACAGCUGUUAGAAUAAUUCAGAAAGAUGACUGUCAAAAGAAGACACGUGAAUUAUAUGGUCCAAAUGAGCAUUGCUACGUUAUGGAUGCCAAGAGCACCGGCAACAUAGGAAGAUAUUUAAAUCACUGCUGUAAACCAAAUGUGUUUGUACAGAAUAUUUUCGUCGAUACGCAAGAUUUGCGAUUUCCUUGGGUUGGAUUCUUUGCUCACGUUUUCAUUCGUGCUGGUACGGAGCUCACUUGGGAUUAUAGUUACCAAGUUGACAGUGUACCGGACAAAAAGUUAUUUUGUCAUUGUGGUGCAAAAGAAUGUAGGGGAAGAUUACUCUAGUUUCAAGCCGUUGUAUUUCUCGAUUUUCUCAAUAAAUCGUCCCACCUAAA
Messenger RNA from Daphnia pulicaria, 3518 nucleotides. RefSeq names its product histone-lysine N-methyltransferase SETDB1-like. Gene Ontology annotation, biological process: negative regulation of gene expression; heterochromatin organization. Lineage: Eukaryota; Metazoa; Arthropoda; Branchiopoda; Diplostraca; Daphniidae. The record is from RefSeq and is a predicted model, not a curated record. The coding region runs from base 289 to 3468 and encodes 1059 amino acids. Gene Ontology annotation, cellular component: nucleus. Gene Ontology annotation, molecular function: histone H3K9 methyltransferase activity; zinc ion binding; protein binding. The transcript has 12 exons.